AUGAAGUCCUCCAUCAUGGUCGCUGCUGGCGCCGCAGUGUUGGCUAUGGGUAGCCCCCUAGAGAAGCGGAAGUUAGAAACCACCUGGGUUGUCGACUAUACGACCGUUACCGUCACUGGCAGCGAGGAGGCUCAGCCGACGCUCCUCUUCGAAGCGAAGCAUCGCCGCCCAGAUGCCGCGGUGGUAACCCCUGAGACCUCCAUCGUCAUUGUUACCGUAUACCCAGACGCACCGCUGCCAACUCCGACCAUUCCAGAGCCUUCUAUUGUCAUUGUUACCCAGACUCCGGAGGCUGAUCCUGAGCCCGAGCCCGAGCCUACUACAACAGCUCAGCCUGAGCCUACCACUGCCCAGCCUGUCGCACAGGCACCCGAAUCCCCGGCUCCUGAGCCUGCUGAUGAUGACUUUUCUGGUGCGGCCAUCUAUCACCACAACAUUCACCGUUCCAACCAUUCCUCCACCGACGUGACUUGGAGCGAGAAGCUUGCUGGCUACGCUGCCGCAACCGCUGCCACGUGCAUAAUGGCGCAUGAUAUGAACCAAGGCGACGGAGGCUAUGGUCAGAACUUGGCCAACUGGGCGCAAAGCUCUGGAGCUGCCGCCCUCGGUGCCACUGGCGCCGUCAAGAUGGCGGUCACCGAUAUGUGGUACAACGGCGAAUUCUCCAAGUUCCUUCCUCAAUUUUACGGACAAGCCACGCCGGAUAUGUCCUCGUUCGAGUCUUGGGGACAUUAUUCGCAGCUCCUGUGGAAAUCGUCUACGGAGCUUGGCUGCGCAUCCCAGUUCUGCGAGAAGGGGACUAUGUAUGAUGACUUCGACGCCUGGUACACCGUGUGCAACUAUGGCCCUGCAGGCAAUGUUGGUGGUGCCUACGCAAGCAACGUCCUCCAGCCUUUGGGGAUGAGCACCGUAGUUGUGUAA
Messenger RNA from Durotheca rogersii, 921 nucleotides. RefSeq names its product PR-1-like protein. The record is from RefSeq and is a predicted model, not a curated record. The transcript has 3 exons. Bases 1 to 921 code for a protein of 306 amino acids. Gene Ontology annotation, cellular component: extracellular region. NCBI's taxonomy places the organism in Eukaryota, Fungi, Ascomycota, Sordariomycetes, Xylariales, Xylariaceae.